Molecule: messenger RNA, 1707 nt
Organism: Pipistrellus nathusii (Nathusius's pipistrelle)
Lineage: Eukaryota; Metazoa; Chordata; Mammalia; Chiroptera; Vespertilionidae
Source: the annotation of a GenBank genome assembly
AUGGCGGCCUCCAUGGGUUGCUGGCUUCUCUUCCUUAUACUCCUCAGCUUCCUCUGGGACGCGUCCGGCGGCUUGGGUUGGGGGGCCUCCCUGGACGACGACUUGCUGCUGCCCUACACCCGCGUGCGCGCGCGCUCCGCCCGGGACUGCGCGAGGGUGCGUGUCGGCAGCCGCGAGCACGAGAGCUGGCCGCCCCCCCCGGCGACCCCCGGCUCCCGCCGCCCCGCAGCCCGCACCUUCGUUUCGCACUUCGCGGGCCGCGCGGUGCCUGGCCACCUGACGCGGGCGGCCGAUCCCCUGCGCACUUUCUCGGUGCUCGAGCCUGGCGGGCCCGGCGGCUGCGCAUCGAGGCGCCGCGCCACCGUGGAAGAGACGGCGCGGCCGGCCGGCUGCAGCGUCGCCCAGAACGGCGGCUUCUUCCGCAUGGACACCGGCGAGUGCCUGGGCAACGUGGUGAGCGACGCGCGGCGGGUGAGCAGCGCCGGGGGCCUGCAGAACGCGCAGUUCGGAAUCCGCCGCGACGGUACCCUGGUCACCGGGUACCUGUCUGAAGAAGAGGUGCUGGACACUGAGAACCCAUUUGUGCAGCUGCUGAGUGGGGUCGUGUGGCUGAUUCGAAAUGGAAGCAUCUACAUCAAUGAGAGCCAGGCGACUGAGUGCGAUGAGACACAGGAGACAGGUUCCUUCAGCAAAUUUAUCAAUGUGAUAUCGGCCAGGACGGCUGUGGGCCAUGACCGCAAGGGGCAGCUGGUGCUCUUCCAUGCAGACGGGCAGACGGAGCAGCGGGGCAUUAACCUGUGGGAGAUGGCGGAGUUCCUGCUGAAACAGGAUGUGGUCAAUGCCAUCAACCUGGAUGGAGGAGGCUCUGCUACCUUCGUGCUCAAUGGGACCUUGGCCAGUUACCCGUCAGAUCACUGCCAGGAUAACAUGUGGCGCUGUCCCCGAAGUGUGUCCACCGUGGUGUGCCUGCACGAGCCCCACUGCCAGCCGCCUGACUGCAAUGGCCAUGGGACCUGUGUGGAGGGGCACUGCCAGUGCAUGGGGCACUUCUGGCGGGGCACCGCCUGCGACGAGCUGGACUGUGGCCCCUCCAACUGCAGCCAGUGUGGGCUUUGCACUGAGACUGGCUGCCGCUGCGAAGCUGGAUGGACAGGGUCCAACUGCAGUGAAGCUUGCAACAAUGGCUUCUUCGGGGAGGACUGUGCCAAGAAGUGUCAGUGCCAGAAUGGAGCUGCCUGUGACCCAGUUCGGGGGACCUGCACCUGUCCCCCUGGCUUCACUGGAGACAGCUGUGUUCAGGAGUGUCCCCUCGGCUGGCACGGGCCAGGCUGCCAGAGGCCUUGUGAGUGUGAGCACCAGUGUCCCUGCGACCCUCAGACCGGCAACUGCAACCUCACCCAGGCUCCCAACCUGAGCAGCAUUCUCUCCCAAGUGAAGCAGUGUCUCCAGCCAUCCCAGGUCAGCCUGCAGACGAGAGAAUCCUCCCUCUUCACUGGGACCUCCUGGCUGGCCCUCACCCUGGCCCUGGCUUUCCUUCUGCUGAUCAGCAUCGUGGCGAACGUGACCUUGCUCCUUGGUUCAAGGGCAGAGCGGAGCCGGCACCUGGACGGGUCCUACGUCUACCACCCGCUGCAGGAGAUGAACGGGGAGCUCUCAGCUGCCGAGAAGGAACAGCCGGGUGAUACCUGCAACCCCUUCAAGGACUGA